AUGUUUUUGAAGAAUUGCCUCAUACAGUUUUCACUUCCCAUUUGCAUCAUUGGGAUUCCGGUUAUCGCCCGGAUGAUCUCCUUGUAUUUCGCGGAUUCGAUAAUGAUCAACGAGUUCGGCAAUUUCUUCCAGACUUUCUAUGGUCUUGUUUUCACGAUAACGACAAUGUCUGUCUAUAAGCCGUAUCGAUGUUAUUUCACGAAUUUGAUCAGCUGUCGAAAAGAGCCAAAGAUUUUGGUUCACGUAAAAACGUCGAAAAUGGAGAGAAGCACGAAU
Molecule: messenger RNA, 276 nt
Organism: Mesorhabditis belari
Lineage: Eukaryota; Metazoa; Nematoda; Chromadorea; Rhabditida; Rhabditidae
Source: the annotation of a GenBank genome assembly